AUGCAUUUUCAUAUCCUCCCGAUCCUUUUGGGCGUCUCGUAUGUUCUUGCCGCCCCACUGAAUGUGUCCGGGCACAAGAACCUGCCAAACGGACUGAUCACCCCAAGUCCCAGCGAGCUGGAGACAAUCGAAGAGAAUGCACACGGUACUCUUCCCAACGGGCCUACUCCCCUCAGCAUCAGCGAAGGAGGCAUAGUCAGCCUCCAGAUGAUCGCAAUGAAUGCCAUGUUUGAGGUUUCCUUCUUCGAUGCUCUGAUCGAAAACAUCACUGCAGAAGUUCCCGGGUAUCGCUUCGCAAGUGACGAUGACAAGCAAUUCAUUCUGAGUGGUUUGGAAGUUAUCCUGGCUCAAGAAGAACUCCAAGUUCUGGAUUCCAACAACCACCUCGCCCAUUUCGGCAUCGAGCCAAUGCUUCCAUGCCAGUACUCGAUCCCCGUCAAUAACUUCGACGCAGCCAUUGAGAUUGCCGUCAAGUUCACCGACGUUGCCCUGGGAGUCCUGCAGGACGUGGUCGAACGAUACGCUUUGGGCAGUGACUUCACCUUGGCGCGCCAAAUCUCCUCCCUGAUCGGUGAGAAGGGCGAGCAACAAGGCUGGUUCCGCAUUAUGCAGGGCAAGGUCCCCAGCGAACUGCCGUACCCGACCACCGGCGAUGUCCACUUUGCCUUCAGUGCUGUUCAGAACUUCGCCAUUCCUGGCAGUUGUCCCAACGUUCACACCUUCCCUUUCGAGCCUUUCGAGCCAUUGCAUGUUAUUCGCAUUCCUGGUGCGCGAACUGGCAAUGUUUUGGUUUCCUUCGUUGAUCACCAGAAUAUCAGUGACAGCUCCCUGUGGAUGACCUAUAUCAACCAGCAGAAUUUGCCAGUUGUGGAGCCCUUGCAGGUUGUUACUCGGACAGGCAAUGAGGUUGUGGCGGAGGCUUUGUUUCCUUAUGAAGCGCAUGAGAUGAAUGGCUUGACCAUUGCUGCUGUUACCACGACUGAUGGACCUUUUGUAAAUUCCUAUGAGGUGACCAAGGUGACUCUUGCUGCACCUGGUCUUUUUGUUAUUAACUGA
This is a messenger RNA of Penicillium antarcticum, 1056 nucleotides long. RefSeq names its product putative sexual development protein (LsdA). The transcript has 2 exons. The coding region runs from base 1 to 1056 and encodes 351 amino acids. Lineage: Eukaryota; Fungi; Ascomycota; Eurotiomycetes; Eurotiales; Aspergillaceae. The record is from RefSeq and is a predicted model, not a curated record.